CAAAUGGAAUCUGUCAACGUUGCAUGUUUGAUUGUUUGUCAUCAUUUAUUUUAGAGGUUAGUUUGUGUUAUUUAAAAUUGUAAAAGCAAGUACAUAUAUGACUAUCCCAUCUCAAAAUAAAUAAUCGGUAUGAAGAUACCUUCACCAAACUUAAUAGGCAUAACAUCGAUUUGAAUAUUGGAUCGUUGGACAUUAUUCUUCCAUCGAAAUCAUUUUCGAAACAGUAAUUUAUCUACUGCUGAUGAAAGCCAAAUCAAAGAAAAAAAAUGAAUCAUAUAGAUUGGAAAAGACAAAAACUAGAAAAAGAAAAUUAUCUUUGAAUAGUAACUCAUCAGAAAGUGAAGAUUCCCAUUCAAAAAAAAGAAGAAAAGAAAAAAAGAAAAGAUCUAGUUCCACUGCUUCAUUGAGCCCGUCAUCUUCCUCAUCAUCUUCAACAGCAAGUUCAUCUUCACUUUCAGGUGACUCUUCAUCUCCAGAAGAGAGGAUUUCUAAAAGGAAAAAUGUAGCUAAAAUUCAAAAGAAACAUAAGAAAUAUUCAUCUACCAGUUCAUCAUCCUCAAGUAGUAAUUCAUCAUCAGAAGAAGAAAAAACUUUGGCUAAAAAAGUAAAACAUUCAAAAAAUGUAAAAAAGAAGAAAACUAAAAGAGAAUCUUCUACAUCAUCUUCUACAAGUACUAGCAGUAGCAGCAGUGAUAGUAGCAGCAGCAGUUCUUCUAGUGAUGAGAACAGGAAAAAAAAAGAAAAAAGGAAAAAACAAAAAAAGAAAGAGGCAGAAGCAAAUUGUAUGGACAUUCCACUGAGUUUACAGAACAAUGACAGAUCUAUGGUACCUAUGACUAAAGAAGAGUGGGAUAAGAAGCAGUCUGUCGUCACUAAAGUGUAUGAAGAAUCUACAGGACGUCAUAGACUUGUUAGAGGUAAUGGUGAAGUUCUAGAAGAGAUAGUAAGCAGAGAACGUCAUAAAGCAAUUAAUCAACAAGCAACCAAAGGAGAUGGACAAUUCUUUCAAAACAAGUUAUACAAAAUUUAACUAAAUAACAAUGAUUUUCAGUAAACAAAGGACUUAUGAAUUUUUACUACAAUAUGAAACAAAUGUUGUUAAUGAUAUAAAGGGACAAUGUUAGAAUA
Molecule: messenger RNA, 1128 nt
Organism: Leptinotarsa decemlineata (Colorado potato beetle)
Lineage: Eukaryota; Metazoa; Arthropoda; Insecta; Coleoptera; Chrysomelidae
Source: RefSeq, a predicted model, not a curated record